GUGCGAUGUAGGCCAACGUAGGUCAAAUAGAGGCAGGUACGAACAUGAAGUAUUUCCGUAUAUACUGUCCUUUUAGUUGCCGGGACCACCUAAAUUUUUCAUCGGCUUCCCCAUCCAACCGAAGCUGCCCCUAGUCCGUUCGCUCGUCAAUUUACCUUGGUAAGGGCCACCCUAAGUAGUUUUCGUCUUGAGGCAUUUCAUCACUCUUUUUUAACCUUUUCUAAGAAUUGUUGCAUCUUCUGACUUCUUCCCAACACCACCAUCACCACUCAAUUCUUCUCCACUGCACCUCGCGCAAUGGCUACCUCUCUUCGUUUGAGCACCUCUGCUCUCCGAACUACCUUACGGGUUCCUAGUUUCACUGCCCGUACCACUGCUUUCAACGCCGUGCGAUGCUACUCUUCUUCCAAGAGCCAGACUUUGAAGGAACGCUUCGCCGAGCUGCUCCCCGAGAAGAUUGAGGAGAUCAAGGCCCUACGAAAAGAGCAUGGCUCCAAAGUCGUAGACAAGGUCACUCUCGACCAGGUGUACGGUGGUGCACGAGGAAUUAAGGCCCUAGUAUGGGAAGGUUCAGUCCUUGACUCCGAAGAGGGUAUCCGCUUCCGCGGCAAGACCAUCCCCGAAUGCCAGGAGGUUCUCCCCAAGGCUCCCGGUGGCAAGGAGCCUCUGCCAGAAGGUCUCUUCUGGCUUCUUCUGACCGGCGAGGUCCCCACCGAGCAACAGGUUCGUGACCUAUCUGCUGAGUGGGCUGCUCGAUCCGACAUCCCCAAGUUCGUCGAGGAGCUGAUCGACCGCUGCCCUACCGACCUACACCCGAUGGCCCAAUUCUCGCUCGCCGUCACUGCUCUUGAGCAUACUUCGUCGUUUGCCAAGGCCUAUGCCAAGGGUAUCAACAAGAAGGAAUACUGGGGAUACACCUUCGAAGACUCUAUGGACCUGAUUGCUAAGCUGCCCACCAUCGCGGCUCGCAUCUACCAGAACGUUUUCAAGGGUGGCAAGGUUGCGGCAGUCCAGAAGGACAAGGAUUACAGUUUCAACUUCGCCAACCAGCUUGGUUUCGGAGAGAACAAGGACUUCAUUGAGCUCCUACGACUAUACUUGACUAUCCACACCGACCACGAGGGUGGCAACGUCAGUGCGCACACCACCCACCUUGUCGGCAGUGCUCUCAGCUCUCCCUUCCUGUCACUUGCCGCCGGUCUGAACGGUCUCGCCGGUCCUCUCCACGGUCUUGCCAACCAGGAGGUUCUGAACUGGCUCACUGAGAUGAAGAAGACCAUCGGUGACGACCUCAGCGACGAGAAGAUCACCGAGUACCUGUGGUCUACUCUGAACUCCGGCAGGGUUGUCCCCGGUUACGGCCACGCCGUCCUCCGCAAGACAGACCCCCGAUACACCGCCCAGCGCACUUUCGCUCUGGAGAAGAUGCCCAACGACCCCAUGUUCCAGCUCGUCAGCCAGGUUUACAAGAUCGCCCCCAAGGUCCUAACCGAGCACGGCAAGACCAAGAACCCGUUCCCCAACGUCGAUGCUCACUCCGGUGUCCUACUUCAGUACUACGGUCUUACGGAAGCUAACUACUACACCGUCCUCUUCGGUGUCUCGCGUGCCAUUGGUGUGCUGCCACAGCUAAUUAUCGACCGUGCGGUCGGCGCGCCGAUCGAGCGACCCAAGAGUUUCUCUACUGCCAAGUGGGCCGAAAUCGUCAAGAAGCUAUGAGGAAAUGGGAAGGAUGGCAUUUUUCCUUUGGUCUGAAAGAGCAUGUUUCACAAACGGAAAUAGAACGGUCUACUGAGGGCUCAGUGGUGUAUCACAUGAAGGGGAGUUGAAUUAGAGAUGCUCCUAACGAUACCAAAAGCUGUGCUUGUACAAUAAUGCGUCAUGAUUAUUUUUUGUAUAGGUAGCUGCUAUUCAAAGUUAACUAACUACAUGCAACACUCCGCUUAUUACAUAUCAUUAAUGAGAUAAAAU
Molecule: messenger RNA, 1971 nt
Organism: Annulohypoxylon truncatum
Lineage: Eukaryota; Fungi; Ascomycota; Sordariomycetes; Xylariales; Hypoxylaceae
Product: citrate synthase-like protein
Exons: 4
Coding region: 298-1719 (473 amino acids)
Biological process (GO): carbohydrate metabolic process; tricarboxylic acid cycle; citrate metabolic process
Cellular component (GO): mitochondrial matrix
Source: RefSeq, a predicted model, not a curated record